Messenger RNA from Hyaloscypha bicolor E, 966 nucleotides. RefSeq names its product imidazoleglycerol phosphate dehydratase. The coding region runs from base 105 to 800 and encodes 231 amino acids. Gene Ontology annotation, biological process: L-histidine biosynthetic process. Lineage: Eukaryota; Fungi; Ascomycota; Leotiomycetes; Helotiales; Hyaloscyphaceae. The transcript has 2 exons. The record is from RefSeq and is a predicted model, not a curated record. Gene Ontology annotation, molecular function: imidazoleglycerol-phosphate dehydratase activity.
CCGGGGAUGAAUGCAAAAUCAUCAAAGCUCGCUCAACUCGUCCCUGGCAUUUCUCAUUAUUUCAUCUUAGCAAUUCGGUGGUCUUCAUCAAUUCUUGGAGAGCCAUGGGUUCCGGUUACAAGCCUCGUACCUUCUUCGUCGAGCGUAUCACUAAAGAGACCAAGGUCCAGAUUUCUCUCUCUCUCGACGGCGGUCCCCUUGAUCAUCUCCCCGAGACCUUUCAAGUCCCAAGCCAUUUCCCAAAGCAGACGACCGAACACCAUGCCAGCCAGAAUUCCAACUCCCAACAGAUCUGGAUCUGGACGGGCAUUGGUUUCUUAGAUCAUAUGCUGCAUGCACUUGCAAAGCAUGCGGGAUGGAGUCUGCGUAUCAGGACUCAUGGUGACCUGGCCAUCGACGACCACCACACAGCCGAAGACACUUUCCUUGGCCUCGGGGAAGCUUUUCAGAGAUGCCUAGGUGAUCGCAAAGGCCUCCGACGCUUCGGCGAUGCCCACGCACCCCUCGAUGAGUCUGUUGCCCGCGCUGUUAUCGACAUCUCCUCCCGCCCUUUCUUUGUUGGCGACUUCGGCUUCAAUAACGCCAAAAUCGGAGAUUUAACAACCCAGAUGAUCCCACACUGCCUGCAGAGCUUCAGUCAGACUGCAGGCGUAACGCUUCAUGUCGAUGUGUUGAAGGGGGAUAAUGAUCAUCAUCGCGCCGAGGCGGCAUUUAAGGCCCUGGCUGUUGCGGCCAGGCGGGCAACCGAAAGGAUUGCGGGCAAAGAGGGAGAGGUUAUUAGUACCAAAGGGGUAUUGUGAUGUCCUAUUUUGACUCCUUUUCUUUGAGGCUUGCUUAAAUACUAGGUAUUGUGUAGACAGAAAAGUAAUGCUAUCUUUGUUUGUACUCAUGCCACUGAACGUCAUUGUUCCAGGAGAGCAAUAGAGGUAUGAGUCCUAUCGCAAUCUUGAAAAUUACAUUGAUCAA